Molecule: messenger RNA, 1754 nt
Organism: Tripterygium wilfordii
Lineage: Eukaryota; Viridiplantae; Streptophyta; Magnoliopsida; Celastrales; Celastraceae
Exons: 5
Coding region: 197-1555 (452 amino acids)
Biological process (GO): protein transport
Source: RefSeq, a predicted model, not a curated record
ACACGUAUUAGCCAAGCCAAGCCAAGCCAACCGUGCUCUCUCUCACACAUAUAGGAGGAGAGCAAGGAAGCGGGUAUUGAUUCGUUUGUUUUGUCGAGGGCUCUCUCUGUUUGGUGACAUCUCAUCAGCACCUGCUUCUGUGCGUGUGCGUCCUCGCAAGGCUUGAUCAUCAUCAAACAGAGAGAAGAGCCUAGGCAUGGGAAAGAAACUCGAUGCUCUACUUGGUAGAUCAUUCAAGGCCUACAAAUUCAAUGCGCUUGUCAAUCUUGCUCUCUCACGCCUUGCAGUCUUGAAAAACCAGCGCCAGGUCCGGUACGAUCAAGCCAGGUCUGAUGUCGUUAAGCUCCUCGAAAUUGGCCACCAUGAACGCGCUCUUCUUCGAGUUGAGCAGGUGAUCAAGGAGAGGAAUACGUUGGAUGUGUAUACAAUGAUGGAGAGCUACUGCAGUCUCUUGAUUGAGAGGGUGAGCCUCAUUGAACAAGAGAGAGUAUGUCCUGAUGAACUCAAAGAGGCAAUAGCUAGCUUGCUUUAUGCAUCUUCCAGAUGUGGGGAUUUCCCAGAGCUUCAAGAACUUCGUGCAGUUUUCACCACUCGCUACGGCAAGGAGUUUGUUUAUAGCGCCAUUGAAUUGCGCAAUAACUGCAGAGUGAAUCUUAAGAUGAUGCAAAAGCUGUCAACCAGGCAACCAGGCUUGGAGAACAGAAUGAUGUUGCUGAAGGAAAUUGCUUCUGAAAAGAGAAUUACCCUGCAGUUAGACGAAGCUUCGUCUGUGUCCACUGAGGAAAAACUGGGUGAAAACAAGAAUCAAAACCGGCCUAACAAAUAUAGAUCAACUAAUUCAGGCAGCAGCAAGUUAGGUGACGAUUUGCAGAAUUCACCUGAAGCACUACUAAAUGAUGGAUUCUCAGACUCAAUGAAGACAAGGAAGACAUACAGGGAUGUAGCAGAUGCAGCUCAAGCAGCUUUUGAGUCAGCAGCGUAUGCAGCAGAGGCUGCAAGAGCAGCAGUAGAACUCUCUCGAACAGACAAUGAUUCUGAUGAUCAGAACAGCCCCAAUAAUCGGAGAAAGAACGCAUUUGACAGAGAUGAGUCUUUCAGAGUAGAAUCUAACCAGGAAAAUGGGGUAAUCCAAAAUAAAAAUCAAGCAGGACAGGAGGACAAGCCAGCAGCAGUAGUGAAGAGGACAAUGUCUACGUCAAGUUCAGAUUCAGCACAAGAGAAUGUGAAAGAAACCAUUAUGUCACCAGAGGUUGAUGUUGUAGCCAAACUGUUGGAAAAGGAGAUAGUGUUUGACGAGAGUGAUGAUGAGGUCCAACAAUCAAAAAAUUCUAGUUCAGUAAAGGAUGGAGGUGGCUUAGUCAAGAGCAGUGCAACAAUCCACCAUCCAUCUCAUGAGCAAAACCCUACAAACAUUGAAGCUGUUCAAAUGGUGGAAUCAGAGGCAGGACAACACCAAUCACAUGCCACUGAAUACUCAGGCAUGAAGAAUAUACAGCCCUCAAACAAAGAGAAGCGACCAUUUUCCCUGAGGACCAGAAAAACUCCAAGGAACUAAGAAUUAUAGACCAUUAUUUGUUUUUUCUUUCAAAAGUUUUGUGGUUAUGCCUAAUAAGCAUAUGCUGAGUUUAUGCAAAAGGUUUGUUUCUUCAUUUCUCCUAAAACAGAUUUUCAGAAAUGUAACCAGGUACAUUUCAUGCUCGCUGUUGAAAUUCUUUGAAAAUAAUAGAAAAAAAGUUACAAUUUGGUUCUCUAAA